AUGAAUGGAAGUGACUACAGACAGUCGCUGUCUGACGCACCGCGCUUCGACGCCACAGAAACCAGAUUCAGUGCAUGGACGCCUGUAACAAAUAAAGCAUGCAACCAACAGCUUUUUCAGGAAAGAACAGCUCUCAUCCUCCAUUGGUUUGACCUGUGGACGGACCGACAAAGAAAAGAAUUUAUUUGUCAGCUGCUGAAAAGAUGCUCCAAAAUCCAGCUCAAGUACACCAGGGAUUGUUUGGCGGAAUCGGUCCCCAUCACUCGAAUGGACUUCACAGCUGUGCUGCCCCGCUUUCUGUCUCUCUACAUCAUGUCCUUCCUCAGUCCUCGAGACAUCUGCUCUGCAGCACAGGUGUGCUGGCAUUGGAAGUUUCUGGCAGAGCAGGACUGUCUGUGGUCUCCGAAGUGUAUCCGUCUGGGCUGGUUUCUUCCCUACAGCCCAUCAGAUCAUGAGUAUGGGGCAUGGAAAAGACAUUAUGUGGCUUGUACUGACAGUUUAGAUAUUCUAACUCCACGGGAAGCAGCAGGUGUCUAUGGUACCUUGAAUGAGAGUUUGACAGCAUCAGAGGAGCAGCAGGAUAGAUGGAGAGAACACAACAUAAGACAAACUAUCAGACAGUGUUGA
Molecule: messenger RNA, 627 nt
Organism: Sinocyclocheilus rhinocerous
Lineage: Eukaryota; Metazoa; Chordata; Actinopteri; Cypriniformes; Cyprinidae
Product: epithelial cell-transforming sequence 2 oncogene-like
Exons: 4
Coding region: 1-627 (208 amino acids)
Molecular function (GO): protein binding
Source: RefSeq, a predicted model, not a curated record